AUGUCUCUGUUAGUUCUCAAAUUGAUUGAAAAUGUCGAUAUGGAUAUUGUAGACAUCUGAGGAUGACGUACGAGACGAUUUCGGUUCGUAUGAACCGCUCCGAUCGCAACAUUCGUUGGGGAUUUUCGGUGAGGCAGCAAGCGGACGGACUCAUCAUUGAUCGGGUGAGUACGGACUGGUUUUGGGCUUUUUUAGGGUAUCUGAAAGGUAUAGGCAACAGAUAUUAUAGUUAAACUUCCAUGAGAAACCUGAAAAGCUAGUUGAAACCUUGAACAGGGUAGCUGAACUUUAAACUGAUAUUGUAGCGUCAAGAAUAGUCCAAUCAAUCUCAAAAUUUUUUUGUGAAAUCUUGACGUCUAGUAGAACAUUUUUGCAGUUGACCACUUCUUUUUAAAAUCAAUUCUAAGAGUACUGUAGCUCUUGGAAAGCGCAAAAACUAGCCGCCACUUCAAACAGCUACAGUCGGCUUCAAAGUGAUGACACGAAAAAGUGGUCAACUACAAAAUUGAAGUUUUAGACGUGUAGAAUUUGAGGGAAACCGGCUACGGUACCUAGUUGAAGUGAGUCGACUAAAAAAUUGCACUUCUCCCGAUCCGUUUCUUAUCACCAAACAACUUGCCGUCAACUUUUCUCUAACCCCUCUCACAUCCACUUUUUCUCCGCCGUAUUUCCUCCCACACGUUCAUCAGUUGACCGUGUGCCGACGAAGAGGGUGGAGAGAAGAUGAGAAGAGCAAAAAUCAUAUUAUCAAAUCAAUUUUUUUUCUGUGCUCUUCAGGUCGACGCCGAAUCGCUGUCGGAUAAGGCGGGUGUGAAGCACAAUGACAAAGUUGAUCAGGUACUGUACCUACCGUAACCCGUUGAUUUUUACUCAUUUCCAGAUCAACGGCCGUUCGACACGUGGCCUCGACGCCUCCACCGCCAAUCGACUCAUCGACGACUCGUUCAACGAGGUCCGACUCUCGCUUCAAAGGUACCCUCUACAGUACCCUCCUCCCUCCUCCUACAGUAACCCUUUUCCAGAUUCGUGACCGCUCACACCUGUCUCCCGUGGACUUUGAACGAAAAAGACAACAAAAUGGUUGUUGAGGAGAUGAAGCCGGGAUUUGGCAGCGGAUUCGGCGGUGCCGCGUUCGGUGGUCAGGUACCAACGAGUAGUAGUAGUACAGUAUCGAGAGUACGGGCGGCUAUUGUAGAACUCGCACUUUGGAUCCACGUUCGGCACCGGCUCGGGCGUCAAUCAGCGAAGCAGCAGCAGCAGCAACAACCAUCAAAGGUGGGAGCAGUCCUGAAACCACUUAGAUAAUUGCUGCCUUUCGGUUUUGAGUUGUGUAGCACAGUGAUGUAUGAAUAAUGAAUGGUGUUGAAACAAAAAAUGUUGAUGUACAAUAUCAAUGCAAUUUUCAGCAGCCACUUCUCUUCGGUCGGCAUCGGAGGCACGUCGCAUCACAAUAUUCCGAUCCGUCACUCGCCGGCGCAUAACAACCCGAGUGCUCUGAACAAUAAUUACAAUUCUUCGCCGGCUGGAUUCGGGUCCGGAUCCGGAUCCGGAUCCGGCUUCAAGCACCCGAAUGGUAGUGGAACUUUUGGCGCUCCGGCUCCGGCUCCGGCUCCGGCUCCGACUCCUUCAACCCCGGCCACUUAUAGGCAAGACCGGCAGCCUAUAGCAGUUAGAUCAAUCCGCUUUCCAGCUACAACAACGGCGCGACGGCCCACUCGUACGGGCCGGGCUCCGGCGGCACUCCGCUCAACCAGCUCACGUUCAUCAACACGGCAGCGGCGGCAGCGCCGAUCCACGGGGUCCAGGGCGGCGGACUCUCGCCCUCGAAAGUGUUCUAUCACUCGCCGGGCGCGCGCAGCCGAAACGAGCUCUCGCCGGGAGCAUCGGUGCAUCAUUUGCAGUACAACUCGCCGAUGAAUUUGUACUCGGCCGAGGCGACCGCCGAGCAACUGUACCAACAGACCGGCAAGGCGCCAGAGUGAGUUGCAAAGUGUCCCGGUCGCCCAAUGUGCCUUCUGUUACAGCGGCCCGGUGCCUCAUGACAAGACCCCGGCCUACCUGACCUCGGAGACUAGAAAGGUAGGGAGACGGACUAGCAGAAUCCUCGGCCACGUCGUGUUUCAGUUGAUCGAAGAGGAGGCGCGCGGCCGAUUCCAACGUGGCAAGUCACCGUCGAGCCAAUCGUCGUGCUUCAAACGAAUCUCGCACGCCGUCGGCGCCGACCAUUAA
This is a messenger RNA of Caenorhabditis sp. 36 PRJEB53466, 2229 nucleotides long. Lineage: Eukaryota; Metazoa; Nematoda; Chromadorea; Rhabditida; Rhabditidae. The record is from the annotation of a GenBank genome assembly.